Molecule: messenger RNA, 10791 nt
Organism: Microplitis demolitor
Lineage: Eukaryota; Metazoa; Arthropoda; Insecta; Hymenoptera; Braconidae
Gene: fry
Product: protein furry
Exons: 22
Coding region: 516-10340 (3274 amino acids)
Biological process (GO): neuron projection development; cell morphogenesis
Cellular component (GO): cell cortex; site of polarized growth
Source: RefSeq, a predicted model, not a curated record
UAGGACUUGGACGUUGAAAUUAUAAGAUUUGAAAGUAAAAAAAGACAAAUUUAAGUUAAUUUAUGUAAUUUUCUAUUAUUCUGAAAACAGAAAAGAUUUCGAGGAAUUUCCAACAGUCUGCGCGAUUCGAUGGUUAGACAUCUAGUCUAGGCCUAUUUACUGUAAAAAAGUAAAAUCGUCAUACAUGUAUAGUCUCCAUUGUUAUAAACGUCAGAAUUCAAUUAAUAACACAAAUGUAGUUAAUCUUAUUAUACAAAUUCCAGUGAAAGUUUAAUCCAUUUCCUUGUUUUGUUAUUAUAUAAAAAACUUAUUUAUGACUUGAAUCAGUUAAAUCCUAAUUUCAAAAUCACUUCAAGCGGGAAUUUAAAUUCGUGUUUGAGGUUAUCGCUUUAAAGAUAUGACGUGAUAUAUCAAUAUCUUAUAUAUUAUUAUUUUUUUUUGUUAUUCACUACGCACUAAUUGAACAAUACAUCAAAUAAUAUCUAAGAGAUAUGGAUUAAUAUAUUUAAUUUAAAAUGUCUCCUGACAAUGAGACAAGCAUAGAAACUAUGACUGAAGACGUGGAAAACCAACCGGGUGGAGACGACACUCAUUCAGAAACAAAUGAAUCAAGAACUGGUCAUGGAGACGGUUCACAAGAGAGUGGAGUUGAAACUUUGGUUGCGUGUCCAGACUCUUUGACAUCACAUGGAUCAGUACAGGGUGAAGGCAGUGAUGCUUCUAGUAUAUAUACAGCCAAUACUUCUGUUUCUGGAUAUGAAACAAGUUCCAGUCGUAUGAGUGCCGUUACCGUUGUCUUACCCUGGGGAGCACAAAAAGAAACAGUAAAACCACAACACAUUGAAGACAUGGAUUUGAGACCUGGUGAAUUUGUAAUGCGAAGUCUUUUUGCUGAGUUUGCAGCUCAAGCGGAGAAAAAAAUAGAGGCUGUGAUGACAGAUACUGAUAAAACUCUUUCAAAAGUAUUGCAACGUGGCGAAGAUGCUCAAUUUGAUCAACUAUUAUCAGCAUUUGGUGCAGUAGCUGAUAAUUGUCUUCCGUCAAUUUUACGCGCGUUAUUCAAAUGGCACGAACGGCAGCUCGCUGACCAGGGUAAUGAUCAAAAGAAACCAGCGUCUGGAAAAGAAGAUCAAAAAGGAAAAAGUAUCAUGUACACAAUAGUAUCAGGUUCGGGUAAUGUUGAAACAGCGCCGGAAAAAAGUGAAGCUGAUUUGCUUCAAGAAAGACGUGACUUAGCCGUUGAAUUUAUAUUUUGUCUCAUGUUAAUUGAAGUACUACGUCAGUUACCAUUUCAUCCUGGUCAUGAAGAUUUGGUCACAGAAAUAGAAAACAUUGCAUUCAAACAUUUUAAAUAUCGCGAGGGUAUUCAGAAUGAACCAAAUGCAACAAAUAUUCAUAUUAUUGCUGACUUAUUUGCUGAAGUUAUUGGUGUAUUAGCUCAAUCGCGUUUCAUGGCUGUGAGAAAACGUUUCAUGAUUGAUCUAAAAGAAUUACGAGCUAAAGAACCGGGUCCACAUACCACACAAAGUAUAAUAUCUCUGUUGAUGGGCAUGAAAUUUUUCCGAGUUAAGAUGGUACCGAUCGAGGAGUUCGAAGCUUCAUUUCAGUUCAUGCAAGAAUGCGCUCAAUACUUUCUUGAAGUUAAAGAUAAAGAUGUAAAGCAUGCGCUAGCAGGACUUUUUGUUGAAAUACUAGUUCCUGUUGCAGCAGCAGUAAAGAACGAAGUUAACGUUCCAUGUCUUAAGAAUUUUGUUGAAAUGCUUUACUCUACGACAUUGGAUAUGUGCACGAAAUCAAAGCACCGCUUAGCACUUUUCCCAUUGGUCACUUGCCUGCUCUGUGUCAGUCAGAAGACAUUUUUUCUACAAAACUGGCACUACUUCUUAGCGAUGUGUCUCUCCCAUCUCAAGACACGUGAUCCGAAGAUGAGCAGAGUCGCACUGGAAGCUCUUUAUCGUCUUCUUUGGGUCUACAUGAUAAGAAUUAAAUGCGAAAGUAAUUCAGCGACUCAAAGCAGACUUCAGAGUAUUGUGAAUUCCCUAUUUCCAAAGGGAUCUAAAGCCGUGAUGCCACGUGACACUCCGUUGAAUAUUUUUGUUAAAAUAAUUCAAUUUAUAGCCCAAGAAAGACUUGACUUUGCGAUGAGAGAAAUAGUAUUUGAUUUACUGUCUGUUGGAAGACCUGUUAAAAUAAUUUUAACACCCGAACGUAUGAGUAUUGGGUUACGUGCAUUUUUAGUUGUUGCUGACAGCUUACAGCAAAAAGAAGGCGAACCACCGAUGCCAAGAACUAUGGGAGUGCUACCCAGUGGUAAUACAAUGCGGGUUAAAAAAACUUUUCUCAACAAAAUGCUUACUGAAGACACUGCUAGAAGUAUAGGAAUGUCGUCUUAUUUUCCACAUGUACGUCGAGUUUUUGUAGAUAUUCUACGAGCACUGGAUGUUCAUUACGGUAGACCGUUGAUGAUGACAAGUACUCAGAAUAUGAACAAAGAACCCGAUGAAAUGAUAACCGGUGACAGAAAACCGCGGAUUGAUCUCUUCCGUACUUGUGUUGCUGCAGUACCGCGACUGAUUCCUGAUGGAAUGACUGGAGCUGAGCUGGUUGAUUUGCUUGCACGUCUAACUGUGCAUAUGGAUGAAGAACUGCGAGGUCUAGCUUAUCAGAGUUUGCAAACUCUGGUCAUAGACUUCCCGGACUGGAGACAGGACGUUGUGAUGGGAUUCACGCAAUUCCUGGCACGGGAUGUCCAAGACACUUUUCCUCAGCUGGUUGACAAUGGUCUCAGGAUGCUGCUCCAACUAUUGACUUCCUGGAAAAAUGCUCUGACUAGUCCAAGUCCUCGAGCGAAAGAACAAGCGAUCGAAAGCAACCGAAUAAAUCCUAGACUAGAUCCUGCAACUAAAAAAGUUGAUCCAUGUCAAAAGGUCGAACAAGUCUCCACUGUCUUUCAUCUUGUUGAAGGAUUUGCUUUGGUGAUGUUGUGUAAUUGUCGACUAUAUCCCCGGCGCCUUGCAGUCCACAUUCUCCGGGAAGUCAAAGUUUUACUGAAGGCUCUAGGAGGAAUCGAAACAGAUCAGCCGGUCAUUGAUGUAAUUGACGCAUCCUGUCCAUCAGUUAUAGAAAAAUGUUAUCACUUAUUACCACCAGCAGAAAAAGCCGCCGCAGCUUUGACAUCAAACGUUGAUCUCCAGUGGAUCGCUGACAGAAGCAGCUGCGUUUGGACAGCAGGUUUCCAUGAUGAAAACAGCACCAAAAGUUCAUCGUUGCUGAAUCUCAAUGGCGUUGAUCCCUGGAGUAUAUGUUUGUUUGCAUUUUUAGAGAGAGAUCGUGUACUUACUUUGUGUCCCAAUGCUACUGCACAUUCUUGGCCUAUUGUUUUUACACGCAUUAAUUCUCUCUUUACUGUCGUUGAUCCUACGCCGGUUAAUGAUAACAGAGCUUCGUUAUUAAGAAGUUCAACGACAGUGAGAAAGCCAGUUAAUGAAAGAGAUGUUUACAUGCACAUAUGGAAAAAUUAUUUAACUUUUGGUUAUCGUGUUGUACCACCAAUACCCAGUCCAAUAAUUCGAUGCGCGAGUCCAGAUUUGAGUCUCAGUGGUCAGCAUACGGUGGAGUUUGGUGUUUUGUGCAUGAGUAAGGAGUUGAGUCAAAGCCUGGAGAACCUCGGCGGGGCCCAGACCCUGCCGGGCCGAUUCUCCGUACCGUCCAUUUCCGGCAUCUACACCAGGCAUAAGCGGACCAGCUCGUCGCCGGAUAGUUUGUCAGCUGAACGAGGAGAUAAUAAAUCCCCAGGAACAAACGCCAGUCCAGCUGCGCUCUACAAACUCACGGUGCCCUUGUUGAGAUGUGAAGCUGUUGACGUUCGCGAUGCUGUGGUCCAUGCUAUCGGCAAAGUUAACGCAGAUGCAUUAAAAGACUUAAUGGAAGAAUUAGUUCCUUAUAUACGAGAAGCUGUUGAUAGAAAGCAAGAAAAUAUGCGAAGAAGACGUCGUAGAGAUGCUUUGAGACUGCAGUUAGUCAGAGUGUUGGAAUUAGUCGCAGAGUAUGGAACUUUUGGAAUUUGUCCCGCUGUACUUGAUCGUGAGACCCAGUCUCUUCAUCCGACAUUCGUAGAAUACAUAGACGGCGCAAGACUUUAUCUAGAAAAUGAACCUGACAAAGAAGCUCCAGCUGUACGAGAUAUAAAACUUCAUUUUUGUAAUUUCAUUAGAAAAAUGAUUAAAAGUUUUUCCAUUGAAGCGUGUCAUUUACUUUUGAAACGAGAUUUACGUCGGAAUUUAUUCACAUUAUUCGCAACUUGGUCCGGUCCAUACGGUAAACCACUGACUAAUAUGUCUUCAUCUUUUGACGAAGAUAAAUCGUGCUCAGAAUUACAGUUAUCAGCUUUGCAAGCUAUGAGCAGUCUUCUGUGUUGCGGAUCCUGCUUUAAUCCUCAAUCGCUGUCUGAAGAAGGUGCUAUAUUGUAUCAGUGGCUUGAUCUAUUACUCGCCAGUAAAGAUGAAAAGAUUUACACUCUUGCACGUGAAACUGUCGUUUUAUUAUUGGAAGGGAAUCCUGAUAUUGGAACACUACUCGAUUGGGUGGUAGAUCGAUGCUACACAGGACUUCCCCAGGUUGCUGACGGUUGUUUCCUUGCUUUAGCGGCAAUAUUUAGCGCGAGAGAAUAUCCUUGCGAUCAUUACACGAGCGUGAUAAACGUCAGUCUGAUGAACACAGGCUGCCCACGCGCACCAGUGCAAGAUGCGGCCCUCCAGCUUCUUCAGCUUCUCGACCAAAGGUUUUUUGGCAACGUAAGACCUCUUCCUACGGCUGAGCUUGAAACGAAUCAAGAAGAAUGCCCAGUAAAUUCGUUGAUCAGCGGCGGUGUAAUGCCUGGAGCCAUAUCAUCAUUUGGAUCAAAUGUACCAAUAAAAGCUGGUACACUUGAUGCUCUGCUCACAGCAUCAUAUUGUCGAAACCAAAUGUAUUUAUCAAGGCAACUCGCUCAACUUCAUCCCGAGCUCACAAUGCCGAUGUUUAGCGAGAUAACUCACAGAUUCCAAACUGCCAGACGUGAAGUGCGACAACUGUUGCUCCAAUAUUUACUACCGUGGCUACAUAAUAUGGAAUUAGUUGAUCCGAAUGUUCCGCCGCCUUCUAAUCCUUCAAGUUACUACCAGUAUUAUACGAGCGACGUUACUCGCGGUGGUACUAAACGUGAAGGAUGGGGUACUGCGGAAGCUACGGAAAUGGUUCUCAAUAAUUUAUUCUACAUUACCGUCAAGUUUUCUGAUGAGCAUCCGAAAGAAGUUGAAGAACUUUGGUCGACAUUAUGCGGUUGCUGGCCUAACAAUCUAAAAGUUAUAAUACGCUAUUUGAUAAUUAUUUCUGGGAUGGCACCGCAGGAAUUGUUACCAUAUGCCAAAAGAGUUGUACUUUUCUUAGCACGUGCUCGUCCCGAUCGUUUAGUAGACGAAAUGAUGACAGAAUUACAAACUGUUGAAACAUUAAACUGUCUUAUUGAACGAACAGAAACUCCGCCGUUUUAUAGGCUUACGAGUAUGAGAAAAGCGUCAUCACACAGCGAUGCUCCAGCAGCAGAUCCUGGUAAUCCAUCACGGGAUUUAGCUGUAGAGAAAGGAACAAUUCAUACGAAAAGACAUUCGGGAGAAGAUCCGGUUAAGACUGGAUCUAAGUCUGACACUGCUCUAAGAGCUUUAGCUGGUUUUCAAGCACCUCGUGUUGAGAAAACGCGUACCACAAGUGGACCACCUAUUUUACCAGAUGAUUUGUCUACGCCAACUACUGAAGUUGAAUUAACAACUGAUGAGACAAUUUAUGUAACACGUGGUGGGAGUUCUGGUGUUGUUUCAAACAAAGUUAACCACAGUGAAAAGUUUGAUAUACCUCAGCCGCAUCCAUUACCUAUGCCCGAAUACGGUGGUUACUUUGCGCCGCUAACUGAAUACCUACCAGAUAGUUCUCAGCCAAUAAGUGGAUUCCAUCGCUGCAAUAUCGCCGUGAUGCUUUUAACAGACAUUGUAGUUGAUGGUAUACAACUAGACUGGUCGAUCCAUGUGCCUUUGAUGCUGCAUAUAAUAUUUCUUGGGUUAGAUCACUCGCGGCCGCUGGUGCGCGACCACUGCCGACUGUUACUUUUAAAUCUACUCGUAGUACUCGGUGAUCACCGCGAUCAUUUAGGUGUUGCAAGACUUCUGUUAGCAUCAAAAACUGAACAGCUUGGUCUAGGUCUUAGCACACCGGCAUUGCCAAUAUUAGAACACAAUUUUACAGAAGUUGAUCCAGAAUUCGACGCUUACUUGUACGGACCCCCUGCAGUUCCUACCACGACAACAACCCCACCUAGAUCAAGUACACCUCCACCUGUUUACUCUCCUCCCCCUGCGCCACCUUUACCUGAACCAUCAACUCCACCUGUAUCGAUAUCAUCAGACGCCUCUCCAUCACACUCGCCGAUUCCUUCCGCUUCGGUAACACCGCCUACUUUUACAUCCCAAGCUAAAGAUCAAGCAGUCAAGGAGUUCGGUGCUUCAUCAUUAACUGGCACAUCGCCACCCAUUCCUCCACCGCCCCCGCCUCCGCCUCUUCCCACGUCCCCAUCAGCACCCACAUCUACAAAUCCAUCACCCUCCCACUCGCCUAUUCCUACAACUUCUGUAACUCCCCCAACUCCUGCUCAAGUUCAAUCUAAAGAUCCGCUUUCAAAAGAAUUUGAUAAUACGUCACUACGUGCCUGGCCAGCGUCUUCAGGGCCGCCUACUGGAGUCCCAGUUAUUGUUACUCCCGAAGAUGCUGCUAAUUGGACAGGACCUCAACCAGGUCCUAAUAUGCCAAUCCAAGAUGUUAUAAAAUCACUCAUAAACUUUUUGGCUUCAAAAACAAAUCAGCCGCUUUGGAAUUACGAAGAUAUGACUGCUAAAGUUUGGUGGGUCAGAAGUGCUGAGCAACUUACAGUUCUACUUCGACAUGUCUUGAGAGUCUUUAGAGAUUCAUUACCUCAUGCUCACGUAAGUCAAAGGUGGGCUGAAACCGCAUUGCAACUUGGACUGUCUUGUUCAUCAAGACACUAUGCAGGUCGUUCACUUCAAGUCUUCCGGGCUCUUCGUGUGCCCAUUACCUCACGUAUGCUGUCAGAUAUUCUCUCGCGUCUUGUUGAGACAGUGGCCGAACAAGGUGAGGAUAUGCAAGGAUACGUCACUGAGCUCUUACUGACUCUCGAAGCUGCAGUUGAUUCACUGGAGUCUGAUUUCCGGCCGUUAGAUUUUAUGAAAGAGAUUUUCAAAUCAACUCCGAAUUUGAAUAACAAGGAUCCAGCUUCGGGAAUGAUACUUGGCAAAAGAAAUAUUGGUGGAGUCUGUGGUUAUCCAGGUCCACAUGUAUUCACACAUUUGAAUCACGCAAGCGGACACACGCGCAGUACAAGUUAUUCAGUGAGCUACUGCAUGAGAAAGUCAGCUGCAGCUUCUACAGCGACGUCAAACGAUCCAAAGGAAUUAGAUUCACGAGUUUGUUGCAAUAAAUAUCCAAACUCGAAUCUCUCGAGAUCAAGAUCUGCGCAGUCACUAAAACUCCUUGGGGAUUCAGCAACACAAGACGACAAAAUGACUAUUCUCGCUCAACUAUUUUGGUUAUCAGUAUCAUUACUCGAGUCUGAUUACGAGCAUGAGUUUCUACUGGCUUUGAGAUUACUUGGCAGAGUAUUGCAUCGACUGCCACUGGACCGUCCAGACGCAAGAGACAAAGUUGAAAAACUUCAGCAGCAAUUAGGAUGGAAUUCAUUCCCUGGAGUCCAUGCUCUAUUACUGAAAGGUUGCACCAGUCCCAACACCUAUGAACCAGUAGUGACAUUACUAUCGCAAUUUACGCCACUACUCGAUUUGCCGUUUGUCGAUCCUACUCAAAAUCUCGCAUUCCCAAUGAAUGUCAUUUCAUUGCUACCCUACAUGUUGUUGAACUACGAAGAUGCUAAUGAGCUAUGUAUAAGGAGCGCGGAAAAUAUUGCCCAAGUCAGUGCAGAAAAAGGAAAAAAGCUGGACCACUUGGGCACUGUCAUGACGUUAUAUUCACGGCGUACUUUUAGCAAGGAAAGUUUUCAAUGGACCAAGUGUGUGGUCAAAUAUCUCUAUGACACUUACGCGCACUUGAGCUUCAACAUGCUGGCGUUCCUGGUAGAAGUUUUAGAAAAAGGACCGGGUAGUAUUGCGCUACCGGUGCUGAGUAUCAUUCACUGCUUGCUGCAUUAUGUAGACCUUGCAUCGAAAGCCGCUCAGCCAAUCAAUACCGAGUUGUUGAGAGUCAUCUCUAAAUAUGUUGAGGGUCCGCAUUGGAGGGAAGCAUUAAAAAUAUUAAAAUUAGUCGUUACAAGAUCAUCAACACUUGUCGCACCUCCAACAAAUGUCCAUGGAUCAUCAUGGGAAUCAUCUCUUACUUCUCCACAUCCAAGUUUCACUGACACUGAAAUCUUCACCAAAAAAGAAUUACCUGGAAGAACAAUGGACUUUACUUUUGAUGUAACUAAAACUCCGGUGAUUGGAAAAAGAUGGUUGAAACGUCAAGUUGAAGAUGAGAAGACUGUUGGAUCUCCAAGACGUUCAUUGUCUUUAUCACCUGCUGACAGCAGUGCUGUAUCAAGUUGGAAAAGACCGUGGAUGUCACAGGGAAGAGUAAGAGAAUGUUUAGUAAAUCUUUUAAGACCAUUCGGACAGCCUGUAGGAUUACCGAAGAGUCCGUCUGUAAUAUUCAGCCAAAGCUCAGACUUGAUGGAGAGACAGUCGUCAAUGGCAUCUUCAACGGAAGAAAUGUCUGGUGCAAAUAAUGAUCUAAGCGGCGGGUCACGACGUGACGACGAACAAUUCGGAGUUUUCAAAGACUUUGAUUUCUUGGAGUAUGAAAGUGAGAGUGUUGAAGGUGAGAGUACUGAUAACUUUAAUUGGGGAGUGCGCAGACGUCCGCUUAGUGAAGGAGAAGAACGCGAGCCCAGUUUACGACAAUUUGAAGAGAGUCUCAGUGAGAAAACGCUUUCAUCUAGCAAACAUACAUCUCGGCGUGGCGGAGUCGCUGAAGAAUCAUCCGAUGAUGAAGUGGGUUCAGAAUCACCUUUGGAUGAAGUCCCAUCAGGAUCUGGUGCUGGUCAGGAAAUCAAUAGCAUUCCUGGAAUGUUUCCUCCAUCCUCGUUGUCUCUUAUACCCAGUCGAUCACGCCAUGAUUCAUCAACGCGAUCAGAUACUUCGGGAUCCAGUGCUGGCGAUCUUGGUGACGUGACACCUUGUAACGCAUCACCAAAUCUUUCAGCUCUGAUGCCAUUCCGUCAGGUAGCGCGCGAUGACGCUGAAGAAAUAUGGAGACAACAGAUACAAAAUUUAAUUUCACAACCACCUUACAAUAUUCUCGAAUUUUUCCAUUUGCUGAGUAGAAUUUUACGAGACUUGUCCAGCAAAUCUGUUGGAUUGUCACGUGAAUCAGUAGCAUUGCUAACAAAUGGUAGCACAGCAGCAUCACAAUUAGCAUCUCAACUGUCUAGUCACGCAGAAUUAUUGAGUUCAAAAGCCGAGCCCCCAUUAGUUUGGUUUUCGCUGACAGUAUUUGCAAACCAUCGACUCAAUGAAACAUUAAGAUUCGGUAUGCUUGAGAUUCAAGAACAUUUGGAGACAUUUUUAGAGAAAAAAGAUCAUGCGACAGAGUGUCUCGAGGCCGUAAAAGCAACAAAUAAAUUACAAGUACUCGGAGAAUCAUCCGGUGGAAAUGAUUUGAGUUCCGAAGAAAUGCUUCUAGGACUAGGCCGUGCGUUUUAUAAACUACACUUUCAACUUUUGAUACUAAUCUCUUCGUCAAAUAAAAUGUUGCUAUCACUGACAAAAGCCUCAAGAAAUUUAAACGUCCAGCUGCAUGACAUGUCAGCAGAGAUGUCAAUGAUGAAGACAGCGCUCUGUCGCGCUUUAGAAGAAAGUACUGAGAGCGAACGUGGAACUCCAACUCCAACACCGAGUCCAAGUCCACUACCCGGUGGUUCAUUAGAAGAAGUAUCCCGAGUCGCUGAAUUUUUAAGGUCCGCACGCUGGUCGUCGGCGCUUGAGGCUGUGAGAUUACACCGGGCUCAAUGGCCCACUGAUCCUUUCCACGACGAUGAUGAUGUUACUACUGCUGUCAAUAUGUACUGCAGACACUUGGGUCAGGAUCGCACUGACUUAUUUGUCGUAACAAAAACCGAUGGUGAGAUGACGGAAAUAUCUGACAGACUGAUGGAGAGUCUUUCCCGGAUACUAGCGGCUGUUACUGGUCUUGAAGCUGCUGUCAAAGCGGCUCCUAUGCCGAGCUCUCAUCAUUCAAAACUCGACUGAUAGACAUAUGUUUAAUUACUAACACAAUUAUGUCUAUUAUUUUUAUUUAUACUUUUAUUAAAACGUUACUACUGUUAAUUAAAUAUUUACAUUUAACAAAUUGUACAUUGUUUUAGUGCAAAUUGUACUUUUAGUGCGUGAUAUAGCCUCAUAUGGCAUUUAUACAUAACUUUUUUUGUUUUAUUAUUAUUAUUAUUAUUAUUAUUAUUAUUAUUAUUAUUAUUAUUAUUAUUAUUAUUAUUAUUAUUAUUGAUGACAAAAGUAAAAAAAUUUUCUUUAAUAACUUAUAUAAUAAAUUAUUUUUGAGAGUAUGAACCCAUGGCAGUUGAAUAUUUAAUUUAAAUUCGAUAGCGAUCAAUAUUUAAAUUUCGAUAGACUGAUUAGUUAAUGAAUCACUUAAAAAAAAAUUUUAAUAUCCGUCAUGAUAACAAUAAUAAUAAAAAUAAAAUAU